This is a messenger RNA of Fimicolochytrium jonesii, 1314 nucleotides long. RefSeq names its product putative calmodulin-dependent protein kinase type 1. Gene Ontology annotation, biological process: protein phosphorylation; cellular response to oxidative stress. Gene Ontology annotation, molecular function: calcium/calmodulin-dependent protein kinase activity; calmodulin binding; ATP binding. The record is from RefSeq and is a predicted model, not a curated record. The coding region runs from base 181 to 1236 and encodes 351 amino acids. The transcript is spliced from 9 exons. Lineage: Eukaryota; Fungi; Chytridiomycota; Chytridiomycetes; Spizellomycetales; Powellomycetaceae.
CGUGGUUGUGAGUCACGCUGCUCGUGUUGGUUGCAGGCGCUUGCAGAUCCCCCCCCCCGGCCACGUCGAGCGAGAGAACACUCCGGCGCUGGACUGGCAAGUUGCAACUUGGGGCAAAAGUGAGAGGACACCUCCAGUAUCCCAACAGAACCAACCAUCCCAUAGGAAGAGCCUGCUACAAUGGCUGCUCUCGCCCCUUGCGAAUAUAAGACUGGAAAGGCCUUGGGUCAAGGAAGUUAUGCUACCGUGAAAGAGGCCGUCAAGAUCAGUACCGGCGAGAAGUUCGCCGUGAAGGUCAUCAGCAAGAAGCUUAUGCGAGGAAGGGAGCAUAUGAUUCUGAACGAAAUCGAAGUGUUGAAGAAGGUGUCGAAAGGGCAUCCGAACAUCGUCACACUCUGGGACUACUUCGAGACCCCAAACAACUUGUACUUGGUGAUGGAUUUAUGCAUGGGCGGCGAGCUCUUCGACUGCAUUUGUGAGAGAGGAAGCUUCACCGAGGCAGACGCGGCCGAGAUCGUGCAGGUUGUCGUCAGCGCGGUUGCCUACCUCCAUGAUCACAACAUCAUACAUCGUGACAUCAAGCCGGAGAACUUGCUCUUCAAGACGAGGAAUAUCCUCAGCGAUCUGGUCAUUGCCGACUUUGGACUGUCGAAGAUUGUGGCGGACGACAAAUUCGAAGGCUUGAUUACCGUUUGCGGAACACCUGGCUACAUGGCUCCUGAGGUCAUUCAGAAGAAAGGACACGGAAAGGCCGUGGAUCUCUGGUCAAUAGGCGUCCUGGCAUACUUCCUGCUGUCCGGAUAUACCCCUUUCGAUUACGGAGCAUCGUCGCAGGCCGACGAACUCGACAACAUCUUGCACGGGAGGUUCACAUACGCGCCGCCAUACUGGUCGCACGUGUCUGACAUCGCAAAGGAUUUCAUCUCCAAGUUGCUCAUCGUCGACCCUCACCAACGCAUGACGAUCCACCAGGCCCUUGCGCAUCCUUGGCUGCGCAUGUACAACGCCUCGAAUGAUAUGCACACGCCGACACCGACAACGCCCGACCUCAUGCCGCUCGUGCGUGAUCGGUUCAACCAGUCCAAGGCGCUGCGGAGAUUCAGGGUUGCUGCCGACACGGUCAUCGCAACCAACAAGUUCACCAAAACCCCGCACACCCAACAAAACAACGGCUUCGACAUCCGCGACUACCGGCCAACAAGCGAAGAGGAUCUCAUGGUCAUACCACGGAGCUGAACACAAUACAACACAACAGUCUCCCGCACCCAUUUUCUUCACACCACGCAGGCGUCGCGGCGAUAGUUUUUCUUUACC